AGGAUUAUGCAUUCAAUAACAUCUACUUUUUUCAACAACAUCUACUCUCAAAUUUUGAAGCGGCGGUCUCUUCCCUCUUCGUAGGGUUUGGCAAUUUCGUCGAUCUGGUGCGGCUCGUGCAAGGCGAACAGAAGCAGAGGAUAGUAGAUGAAGACGAAUGGCUCAAAUCAGCAGGUAAUCGGCGGCCAGCAUGAAGCGAAGGAGGAGAGCCCAGGCGAGAAGUAUGUGGGACGAGAAGAGUUGCACGAGAUUCGAAUAGGUCAGAUUUCGAUCGACAAUGGAGGUUCAAUUAGAGUGGUACCAAUGAUACGGCCUCCUCCUGAACCACCGCCAUGGGUUGUACGAGGUGCUAGAGUCCGUGAUAGUUUUCGUAUUAGUUAUUAUUAUUUUGUCAUUUGGUUUCUUAUUAUCGUUUUGGUUGUUAGGUCUAUCAGUUUAUUUGGGAUGUUAGCCUCUUUUAAUUUUGUCAAGACUCUAGAACCUAGGACAGGUGAUGGGGAACUUAGUUUACUAGUCAUUGGCUCAAGUAAGCUCAAUUUAGGAUCAGCGAAUCUGGGUGCUUCAUUAGAGGUGGCAGAUUCUAAGUCUGGUUCAAGUGCAGACGGUAGACUAUGUGUGUCUUUGUCUGUUUGUACCCUGCUUACGUUCUUUCUUAUUAAUAUAAGCCACCCACUUCUAAAAAAACAUCUACUCUCAUGUAUUCUAAACACCUUGGUGAAUUUGAACGAGAGCAAAGUACAGGGAUUUUAAUUUAUUUGUUCUCGAC
Messenger RNA from Cuscuta europaea, 766 nucleotides. The record is from the annotation of a GenBank genome assembly. NCBI's taxonomy places the organism in Eukaryota, Viridiplantae, Streptophyta, Magnoliopsida, Solanales, Convolvulaceae.